Olea europaea var. sylvestris is the source of this 1837-nucleotide messenger RNA. Its product is annotated as spastin. Lineage: Eukaryota; Viridiplantae; Streptophyta; Magnoliopsida; Lamiales; Oleaceae. Gene Ontology annotation, molecular function: ATP hydrolysis activity; ATP binding. The coding region runs from base 146 to 1621 and encodes 491 amino acids. The transcript is spliced from 13 exons. Gene Ontology annotation, cellular component: microtubule cytoskeleton. The record is from RefSeq and is a predicted model, not a curated record.
GUUGUCCCUUAAAAAAUUCACUGGUUCUGGUUUUGGACUGAAUAUGGGCAAAAACCGCACCCUGUGCGGUGUUGACUUGUAUGAUUUGUAAAUUUUAUUUUUAAAGAGAAUUCUAUAGAUAUACCGAUUCAAUUGAUUUUCAGAAAUGAGUUUUCUCAAAGACAUAAUCGAAAACCUAGGUUCAAUUCUGUCGUCAGAUUCAUCAUCGGAGUCUCAUCAAAGUCCGAGCACCUCCACUGAUCGAGCGAUGGACGGUGGCGAUGGAGUUGCGACUGGGAACGAACGCGUAGCGUUCAAGCUGAAAGGCUACUUCGAUUUGGCUAAAGAGGAGAUUGCCAAGGCCGUACGUGCAGAAGAGUGGGGUAUAGCAGAUGACGCCGUUUCUCAUUAUCAGAAUGCUCAAAGAAUACUCAACGAAGCCAUUUCCACUCCUGUGCCUUCCUAUGUCACUUCUAGUGAACUGGAGAAGGUGAAAUCGUACCGUCAGAAGAUAUCAAAAUGGCAAGGCCAAGUAGCAGAGAGACUACAAACUUUAAGCAGGCGAACACGAUCAGGUGGCACAUCCGAAAUCAAGAGCACCUCACCUAAGGCGCAAACCACAGCAGUCUCAUCUACAACUUCUCAGGCUAGAAAAGUGGCAGUACAAAAGUCUUUUAGCAAGAGUAGAGAGAGUUCUGCAUCAAGGAGUCCAGCUAAUACUGCUAUGAGUUCAAAACCCAUGCAGGAAUCUGGCAGUGGUUAUGACUCAAAAUUGGUUGACAUGAUAAAUUCUGUUAUAGUGGACCGGAGCCCUUCAGUUAAAUGGCAUGACAUAGCUGGCCUUGAGAAUGCAAAACAAGCUUUGCUAGAAAUGGUUAUUCUACCAACUAAAAGACGAGACCUUUUUACUGGCCUUCGGAAGCCAGCCAGGGGUUUGCUUCUCUUUGGACCACCUGGCACUGGAAAGACAAUGCUUGCGAAGGCAGUUGCUUCAGAGUCAGAAGCAACCUUUUUUAAUGUUUCUGCUUCUUCCCUAACAUCAAAGUGGGUGGGAGAGGGCGAAAAGCUUGUUCGAACUCUUUUCAUGGUUGCCAUUUCGCGGCAGCCUUCUGUAAUUUUCAUGGAUGAGAUAGAUAGUAUCAUGUCAACGAGGACAACUAACGAAAAUGAAGCAAGUAGAAGAUUGAAGUCAGAGUUUCUUGUUCAGUUUGAUGGAGUGACAUCAAGUUCUGAUGAUCUAGUCACUGUCAUUGGUGCAACCAAUAAACCACAAGAAUUGGAUGAUGCAGUCCUUAGAAGACUGGUGAAGAGAAUAUACAUCCCUUUGCCAGAUGCAAAUGCCAGGAGGCUUCUUUUUAAACACAAACUUAAGGGUUCAUUUUCUUUGCCAGAUCGAGAAUUAGAGAAACUUGUGCAAGAAACGGAAGGGUAUUCUGGAAGUGACCUAAAGGCAUUGUGUGAAGAAGCUGCAAUGAUGCCAAUCAGAGAGCUUGGCACAAACAUUCUCACAGUCCAGGCAAAUCAGGUAAGGCGUUUAAGAUAUGGAGAUUUUCAGAAGGCAAUGACUGUUAUUAAACCCAGUCUACAGAAGAGCAAAUGGGAAGAGCUUGAACAGUGGAAUCGGGAAUUUGGCUCCAACUAAAUUAUUAUGGUACUAAGUUCUGUCAUGAUCCAAAACAUGUUUUAGAAUUAUUUGACUGGAGAAAGAACUAACACAUGCACAAUAAAAAAACAAAAAAUGAAUGGAAAAAUCUGAGCAACAAAUGCUUUAUAUGGUACCAUGUAAAUAUGCAUUGAUCUAGAAUGAUCAAUCUAUUAGUGAGAUUGAAAGUUAAAUUUUACACGCUGCUUUGAAUUA